This is a messenger RNA of Vespa crabro (European hornet), 2190 nucleotides long. RefSeq lists its product as uncharacterized. Gene Ontology annotation, molecular function: calcium ion binding. The record is from RefSeq and is a predicted model, not a curated record. Lineage: Eukaryota; Metazoa; Arthropoda; Insecta; Hymenoptera; Vespidae. The transcript is spliced from 12 exons. Bases 1 to 2190 code for a protein of 729 amino acids.
AUGCCUGAGGAACAGAAGGCCCUGAAACUACAGGAUGUCUGGCGUACUUGUAAUAAAAUACGUGCUGCAAUAUUUCGUUUGGGUCUUAGUCUUUGGGAUUAUUAUAAACCUCUAGAUCCUGACAAUAAUAGCUUGAUCUCAGAAACGAAAUUCGUAUCAAUUUUGAAUGGUCCAUUGAAGGAAACUAUUGGCUUAUCUAAUAAAGAAAUAUGCGAUCUUGCUGAUUAUUUUCGUGUUCAAGAUGGACGGAUUCUUUACAGACAAUUUUGCGAGGUCAUUCAUGAUAGCGUUCCUGAUUUUAGUAAGAACAAACCACUCGUAACUGGAUUAGAAUGGGAAGAUCCACUUCAUGUGAAUGUCUUAAGUGCUACCGAACUUCGAAAAUUAUGUUUAAUUAUCACUCAAAUUGCUGUUCUGAUAAACAAGCGUAAACUCGUAUUGAGGCCAUAUUUUCAAGAUUACGAAUUAAUAGCAAAGAAUGUGGGUACCGUUACUUACGCUCACUUCGGCCGAGUACUCAAAUUUCUCGGCAUUGUUCUUGGCUCAGAAGAAUUCUGUUUGUUGGUAAAAAGAUUUGCGAAAGAUGCCUAUACGAUUAAUUAUAUUGCUUUCGUAAAAGCCAUCGAUGAGGCACAGGAAUACAUGGAGAAACACGGGAUGUUAGAUCUCGCUGGAAAAUUACUUGAUCAAUUUCCUGGCCGUGUGAUUACCGCAGAAUUGCCAAAACUUCCGAGGCCAGAAAUUGGUAAAGUCGAUCCAUCUCGUGUUUUUGGAAAGCAAAUAGUAUUUCAUCCUGUGAUGAAGCAACAAAAAGAACAGAUGUCCUUAAUGGAAGUUAUUCGACGAAUUCAAAGACACAUUUUUGAGCAUCGAAUUCGUAUUUGCGAGUUUUUUAAGGAUUUUGAUCCUUUGAAUGAUGGUAGAAUAACAGUAUCACAAUUUAGAAGAGGAUUAGAUGCUCUUCAAGUUUCAUCUUUAGGACGUCUUUACAUAGCUGAAACAAAUAUUUAUGCUUUAAUUACUUUUUAUAAAGAUCCUAAUGAUCCCGAUCGUGUUUGCUGGAAAACAUUCGAGGAUGAUAUAAAUCAAGUGUUUACCGUUAAGGAGUUAGAAAAAUUGCCAACAUUAAAAGUAGUAUCACCACCGAAAGAAAUAGAGGAACUUGGUAAAAGAGGUGCCACUGAUUGGCAAUGUGAAAAGAAAAGCAUUAGAGAAUUAUGCGAAGAUACAUUGCAAAAGGUUCGACAUAGGGUCGAAGAACGGCGAAUUCUAUUGAAACAAUUUUUUAAAAAUUAUGAUAAGAAUAAUCUCGGUCACGUAACUCGUGCUCAAAUGAGACAAGUUUUAACAACCGCAACGGUGCUUCUAUCGUCCGAAGAAGAAUUUGCCCUUGAACAAAGAUACAACGAUGAUUUAGGUUUCGAUUAUUACCGAUUUUUAAUGGAAUUAGAAGCUAAACCUAUAACAGCACCUCUUUAUGAUCGAAUACUGGAAGAAAAGAAAAAAAUUAAUGCUGAAAUUAAAGUAUUAUCAUCUGGCACCGAAGAUGAAACGAACAUCGUCCUUGUAUUGGCCAAGAUUAAGGCCAAGGUUGUACGCGAGAGAAUCAAGGUAUCCGAAUUUCUCAAGCAAUAUGACAUACAUAAUGAAUUGGCUAUAACAAUGGUGGAUUUUAUUCGUGGCUUGGAUCAACUUCGUUGUAAUUUGAGCACCACUGAGGUCGAUACUAUCGUCAAGAUCUUCAAGUCCCCUAUGAAGCCAGGUUUCGUCGAUUACGCCAGGUUUGCUGAAUGCGUGGAAGAAGCAGUAACUAUGGGUAGUUUAGAACGAGCACCUUUACUCGUACCUGUACAACAUAUUCCUUCAGAAGCUAGCAGCAGGACAUUCCUUAAUUUCGAGGAAAGACAUAUGUUAAGUCAGGUGAUGGAUAAGUUGUGUGUCGUUCGACAGCCCAAUUUGGAAGAACUCUUUGCAGAUUUCGAUAAAGAAAAUGUAGGCACGGUAUCGAAGAAUUGUCUGAUGCGGGCUUUAUCGAUUAGACGAAUGUUAGAUUUGAUAAACAGUCGAGAAUUUGAUGUCCUUUACAAAUGUUUUUCCAUCGAAAGAGCUGGUCAUCUUGAAUUUGAUUAUCGUGGAUUUUUACGAGCUUUACGUUUGUUAAAAGAAAAUAAAACGGCUUUACCAUUUUAA